Molecule: messenger RNA, 193 nt
Organism: Racocetra persica
Lineage: Eukaryota; Fungi; Glomeromycota; Glomeromycetes; Diversisporales; Gigasporaceae
Source: the annotation of a GenBank genome assembly
UAUGAUAGGAUUUCGUCCGAAAAGUAUUUCGAAGCAUUCAACUGCCGCACGGGUGAUGUCUUUGCAUGAAGGUAAUACACCUUCAGGUGGCAUUGUAGCUAAUUCUCAAUCAGCUGGUGCAACUGGAUUUGACUUUGUUGGAAAUACUUUUGCAACACUGGCAGCAGACGUUAUACCUGAUCUUGUAAUCUGA